AUGCAAACGAAUGAAAAUCCAGGUAUAUUAGAAUCUGAUCUUUAUCAAAUGAUAAGAAAUUUGAUUUCACGAUUGCCAAAAAGCGAUCCAGAGUCGUCAGAAGUCUGGAACGAGCAAACAUUAAGUGAGCUAGAAUUUUCCCAAAUAGAUCAAAUUGUAAAUUCUCUGCUUUUGAAACCAUCCCAAGCUCAAAACUUGCAAUGCCAAUCUGAUCUUUAUUGUCUGGGAUCAAUGCUAAAUUACCAUAACAUGAUUAAAGAAGAUUUUUUGAAGUCACUAGAAGUGUUUUUGCCAGAUCUUGUUGGCUCGAUUAUAAAAUUAAUAGAAAUUAGAGGUGAGUGCUGCAUAGAUGCAGUAAUAAAGAUUCUCACACUCUCUUGUUUCGCUGCAAAAAUAGACAAUAAUUUUUUUAACCAAGAAAUAUUUACAAUAAUCACAUCAUUUUUUCAAACAAACUUCUUCAGAUUUAUUACUGAAGAUAACUCAGAAAAAUAUAUCGACUUGCUGCUAAGGAGGUUUUUACAAUUUUUAAAUUUCACGCUUGCCAAAAAUCUUAAUUUUGACUUUGAUUUAGGCUCUUGGAAAAAAGUUCUAAAGCUUAUUUUUACAAAAGAAACAUGAAGUUGCUUCUUUCCUGCUUUAAAUCGGUAUCUUAAUAUAAUUACAAAGCUCAAUGAAGAAGAUAAAAGUAAGGAAGAAGAUAAACUUAAGGAAGAAUUAAAAAAACUCAAAAAAAGAAAGUCGGAGAAACUUCUUCAGCUUAUCCUCCAAAAGCAAACGCAAUUAGUUAGUCAUUUCUAUUUAGACCUUGAUAAAUAUGCAUUUUUUGGUAAGAGUAAAUCCUGAGUGUCAUUUUGUGUAAAUUUUUAUAGGGAAAAGGCUAAAGAAAUGAUUAAUAAUAAAAAAGCUGUAUCAUAUUAUAUUAAAGAGAUUAUGCAUCAACUCAGUUGGUAUAUGAAAAAUAAAAAACGAAAAAACAUAGAGUUUAUUGUCAGAGAAUCUGAUCUUCACAAGUUGUUUGAUUCACCAAAAUUAUGAAGGCAAAGUCUUGGCGAUUUAGCUACAUAUCAAAUAGAAAGCAACUCAUGUGAAGUGAAUUUCUUAAAAAAGUACUUCUCAAAAGUGUGAGAAAUGGAUAGCUGGUAUGAAGAAAUUUUGAAUGCUGAAAAAAUUAUGCUUGAAAUUUUGCUGCUGACUUACGUUAGCAAGGCUUUUUACGAAGAUUUUGAGAAAUUAGCAAAGAAGUUCGCCUUCAAAUUUUUCGAUAAUGCCUAUAAUCAUGCAGAAGGAUACACAGGUAGAUAUAGGAUAUUUUCAUUGAUUUUCCAAUUUCUACCUAAAGCUUGGAAAAAGAUUUCAAAAUUUAUAGCAGUAAAUGCAAAUAGCAAUCAAGAUGAAAAUCCAGACGAAUUAAUUAAAAAUUUUUUUUUACUUCGUCUCAAGAAAUUGCACGCGGGAUAUUCAGCUACAACAGCCCCGGAAUAUUUUAUAAGAUUUAUUGAACUUCUAAUUAACUACCUACAGAGCAGCAAUUAUUAUGAUUUAUUUAAUGUGGAACUUUUGUUUGAAAAAUAUGCUGGUAACUUUAGUCUAAGUAGUGUUGAUUAUAAUGACCCUUAUUACUGUGCUAAAAUUCUUAUGAGCAUUUUCAGAGAUAGUGAAUUUAGAAAAGCAAAAUUAAUAGAAGAAACUGAAAAAUAUCAAAAAGAACUUGAAGAAAUGAAAAAGCGAGAAAAUGAAGAGACGAAAACAGAAAAUAAUCUUGAAGAUGCCAAUCAGUUCCUUGAAUUGGAAGCUUCAACAAGCCAAAAAAGUCAAGUUUCUGGUAAAAAAGAAAACAAGGUUGAUCUAAAUAAAACACACAUAGCAUUGAUUAUUGAUCUUUUAAAAGAGCUCAAAGAAUCAUAUAUUCUGAAUAUUCUUUUUGAAAAAGAUAAAUUUCAGCCUCAAGUCAAAAAAUGGCUGGUUUCACAAUUAAAAAACUUAUUCAGCAUUAGCUUGAAACGCUCUGAAAAAACUAUAAAUUUUAUGGCUGAAACAAACUCGUUCAUUAUAAAAUUAAUUUCAGACGAUAUAGCUCAGCCAACCAAAGCUCAAAUAAAAUCUUUUAGAAAAUUGAUUCGGUCGAAUGUAGUUGCAGAGGGAUUUAGUAGAAUUAAUCUAAAUUUCGAUAGUACUAACCCUUAUUAUAAUCAAGUUUAUUUCGCUUCAUUACCAGAUGACUUAGCAGGUGUCACAAUUUUUGGAGGAGAAAUCCUUAUUAACUCAAAAUAUAACAAUAUUCAGCCAAUAAGCCUUUGUGCCCAAAAAGUAAUUUUCUUGCAUGAGCUUGCACAUCACAUAAGAAAAAUGGAGCCUGGUUUGUAUGAUAUAUACAAAAAAAACACCAACCCACGGAAUUCAGCUCUGAAAAGGUGUGCCAGGAAAGUCGAAAAAAAGGCCUUUAAAGUCAUCUGAUGAAGGAGGAGCACAGCUUGAAACAGAAAUUUUCUGCUUAUUUUUAGUCGGAAUUAG
Messenger RNA from Blepharisma stoltei, 2514 nucleotides. The record is from the annotation of a GenBank genome assembly. Lineage: Eukaryota; Ciliophora; Heterotrichea; Heterotrichida; Blepharismidae.